Messenger RNA from Pocillopora verrucosa, 743 nucleotides. RefSeq names its product cystatin-A. Lineage: Eukaryota; Metazoa; Cnidaria; Anthozoa; Scleractinia; Pocilloporidae. Gene Ontology annotation, molecular function: cysteine-type endopeptidase inhibitor activity. The record is from RefSeq and is a predicted model, not a curated record. Gene Ontology annotation, cellular component: cytosol.
AACAAAUAUAUUUUUAGAUUCUUUUUAAAUAAAGGCAGUGUUCCGACAUUUCUGACGUGGUUAGGCAUCAAGUACAUCAUCUAGCGGUAACUCCUGAGAAAGCAAAACUUUUUCGUGUUUUAAAGAUCACCUGGGUUUCUCGAGAUUGCUCUGGGUACAAAAUGGAUAGGACUGGUGGACUUAGUGAGGAAAUGAAGGCUACUAAAGAAGUACAAAAGAUUGUCGACGAGGUUAAGAGCCAGGCUGAGACAAUGGCUGGUACAAAAUUCAAGGAAUUUAAAGCCAUUUCUUAUAGAACUCAACUUGUAGCUGGUACAAAUUACUUUGUGAAGGUGUAUGUGGGUGACUCUUCCUAUGUUCAUUUGCGCAUAGAGCAAAGUUUACCACAGUAUGGAUCAAAAGUUGAGUUAAUAGCCAUCAGGACUGGAAUGUCGGAUGAUGACAGCUUGGAUUACUUUGGAGCUGAUGGAAAAAAAUAGUUUUUUUGACCGAUGAAAAUAAUGGUAGUUUGUUUAGAUAACGAUUCAAUUUAAAAUGUCUUUUUACAGCUUAAGAGGUAAAAAAAAUUCAUAACUGUUUGCACAAAUUUGAUAAAAAAAAAAAAAGAAUAUUAAGUUUUGUAACUUUUUUUUCGUUUAAGUUAACUUUUCGUAAGUGAAGCACUACUCAACAAAUAAGGAAGGCCAUGAACAUUUAAAGGACUUAAUGCCCCAACUCUCCUUUAGUGAUACAAUAAAAGCAUC